AUGCUUUGCAGAUAUCCCCUCAUUCUUGCACUCAUUCUUUCACCACUGCCAACAGCAUCUUCAGAUAGCAGUCCCAUAUGUUUUGCUGACUAUACUGGCCUAAGAAACACGACUUUUAGUGGAACGGCGGAAGUGCUCACGGAAAGCUACUCAGAUGGUGUUAAGGUUGUUAUUAAGGUGGAACGCAUCCUCUCCGAUCCCACCCAAGCACUGAGACUUCAUGCAAAUCGAAUCGAAGGGUACCUCCCAAGUCCCCUUUGUGUCUCCGCCGUUCUCAUCGGCAAACAACAGAUGUGGGCAGGAAGUCAGAUAUUGGAUGGAAUUGCACCAAAAUUCAUUGUUCAAAUCGUCCGACACUCCGAGGCGGAUCCAUGCUUACAGAAGCAGUGCCAUCCUGGCGCCAUAUGCGAGACGUGGAAUGAUAUUGCCUCAUCAAUGGUCGCUGUGUGUGUCUGCCUUUCGCUUCGGGAUUUGGAGACAGCUGGUAAAUGUCAAUUGACAACAGGCGAGGUUUGUGCCUCGGAUGGCAACAUCUAUCCAAACACUUGUUCCAUGCUUCGUGCCUCUUGUCUACAACAAACUGAACUCAGCAUUAUUUCGUGGACUGCAGUCAAUCAGAAGGACUGUCAACAACAAGCU
Molecule: messenger RNA, 639 nt
Organism: Hydatigera taeniaeformis
Lineage: Eukaryota; Metazoa; Platyhelminthes; Cestoda; Cyclophyllidea; Taeniidae
Source: the annotation of a GenBank genome assembly